Messenger RNA from Aspergillus lentulus, 2847 nucleotides. RefSeq lists its product as uncharacterized. Lineage: Eukaryota; Fungi; Ascomycota; Eurotiomycetes; Eurotiales; Aspergillaceae. The record is from RefSeq and is a predicted model, not a curated record.
AUGUCCGCAUCGAAACCAACCCGCGGAGGUCCGUUGUCACGACAGAGGAACUUCUACUCUCCCUUGGACCUGCCAGACCAGGACGACGAGGAAGUGCUUCCGGAUCCGCAAAGAGAAGAGGAUGACGAGCAACCUCCGGCACAAGGGAAUCGGUAUGCACAUCUGGCUUUGCCUCAACGUGCCCCCGAAAACCUCCCCACACCUUUAUUGGAAGGAUCGGUUUCCCCCGAGAAAUGGACUGUGAAGACCAACAGACGUUUCCACAUUCCCGGGGGGUUUGAGUCUGAGGAAGAAGGCAGUCUGGACGACUGGGGAUCAUCUGAGGACCUUGAGCCCGAUCAGCACCUCGUAGUACGGCACAGUGAACCGGCUAGGGACCCUAGGCACAAAGACCAGGCAAACCCUCAAUCAGAAGUCGAAAGUUUGGGAAAAGGGGUAGAACAUCAGUCUCGGAGUCCGCUGCCACCAGCUCCCCGUCCCAGUUCCAGCUUGCAAGCCACGGCGCGGUCCGUAACACCGAAAACCCCUGCAUUACCGGCGUCUGAGCCAUCUCCCGGCAUCGGGGAACAAAAAGAACCGUCAGAAGACUCACCUGCAAAGAGGGUUGUCGAGCGGAAGGAUAGGGUCAGCGGUGCCACAUUCGAUAGAGAAGGCGACAGGGACGUGGUCACAACGUCGGCUCGUGAACUUCUCGAGGAAAAGUCCCUGGUCCAACCGAAUCGUAGUGACGGCCGGGGCCAGAGUGGCCCCAGCGACGCGCAGCUCAUUUCCCAAUCGCGACGAGGCCGUUCACCGUACGGCGUUGAACGAACCGUGUCUAGUGCCCUGACUGAUAGUCGUACUAGCCACCAGAUAUCCGGAAAAGAACUCCCGCAGGGCUAUCAGCAGAAAGCAUACAACCCUCCAUCGCACGGUAUGGCAAAAGAGCCCACAAGCCUUGAAGAUACCAUGCAACAACAAGGUCGUAGCGGUGGGAGGGAACGUCGAGCGGGCCUGGAGAGGUCCAUCACUCCGUCUGAUAGACCUGAGGCUGGGAUGGAGGAGCCAUCCCCCGAGGAAGAUGCUCUGCCGCUACCAGGCCAAGCUUGCCGGCCUGACAGGGAUCGGCCGCCGUCGAGAGAUGCUAGACAACAGUCGAUUAGAAAAAUCACAGAGCUAGACGAAAACCAAUCAAGAAUCAAUCGCCCCGCGCCACCGGCAGCACACGAUGGUGUUGGGGGUGCGCCUGCAAUUAAUACCCCUCAACCUCCGGCAGGGGAUACCAAAGAUCGACGCAGCUCACAGUCUGACGCACGCCGGGAUUCAUACACAGGAUUCGUAUCUAGGCCACGCUCUGAUAAAGACCCCUCCGGAUUAAACUCCCGUCCGCCGUCCACGCGUCCCCAAGAAGACCAGCACAGCAACGUUUCCCAAACCACUGAGCACCGCAGAAAACACGGUCCGAUGCAGCAAGAUCGGGAGAGGCAUGGUGCACCCAUGCCUUUGGAAUCGACGCCCGGGCCCGUAGAUCACGCAGCUGGAGCAACUGCCAGUCACCCAUCCAGACAUGAUCACGGAAUCUCAUCCCAACGCCCUUCCCAGCCGACUGUAUACCCCUCCGAGUCGGAAACAUCUCUACCGCGGGAUGUGAAGGGUAGUCCCAGUGUUAAUGCCACUCGCCCAUCGGGGCGUCAUCCUGACACGCUACCAAUAAGGCCUCCCCAAUCGAACGCAGGGCUCUUAACGCCUCAAACGGGUCACAACGACCGAGACAGGCACACGAAUACAGAUUCCGGGAGUCGGCCCCGGGGGAUACUCGGAAAGCCCCAGCAGCCGCAAACCGCAUCAUCCGCCGGAAAGGCCCGCAUGAUGUCCGAAGACCAAAGCCCGCCCGCUCCCAGGCAGCGGGCUGGACAUCAGGAUAAACCGGCUUCUCAGCCACCCGAAAACAUGGCUGCGGCUUCUGAUUCUGAUAGUCAUCAAAAGACAACUGGGUCGACGUCAUCCAGGGCUGCUACCAACGACGCCGACUCGCAUGAUGCUGGGCGACAGCAGCCCUCUCCUCCGCUUGGAGGCGACAAAUCGGCGGGGAACCAAAGUUAUCCACCUCACGGGGGACGGCAGCCUCAGAUGCCUAAUGCUCCCGUCAAGAAAGACCCGCAAGAUCGCAGAGACCCUCCGUCUCAGAAACAGCAAGGGCAUGAACGCGGCCAAGGAGUCCAGAAGCCCCGGGAAGACCAACAAAAAUCCGAUUCUAUCCCCAACAAUAUACCCACGACUGAUCCAGCUGAGACCCGGCCCUCUGCAGCCUCUAAGGUUGGUCCCAGGCCCAAGAACCCGGCACCAGGUGCCGCAGGUGCCGGAUUUAACGAGAAUCACGCCACAACGACCCCAGCAACAAAGCAUCGCACCAAGAAAGAUGCUCAGGAGACUGUUCCGCCGUCACAAAAGGGGACUCCGGAAAAUACGACAUCGGACACCGGUAGAUCCAUAGGGGACGAGCAACUCCAAGACCCGGUAUCGACCGACCGUCCCGAUCCAAAUCACCGAGGAGACUUCGAUUCUUCGGCCCCCGGUGCUGGUACCGAAGACACGGAUUAUGCAACCGUUGAUGCCGAUGGGAAAGGAUAUAAUUUGUUAGAGGAAGACGCACGGCUGCAGGUGAUAAGCGAGGAGAUCUUCUCUACGAUACUUGAAGGAGAGCUGUCAGAACUGUUAGCGAAAGCCCUAGGAGCCAGACGCCUGUCUGCGUUCUCGAUACUUCCUACAUGGCGACAGGACGAACUGUGCCGUGAGGCAGUGGAGCAGGCAACUGCAGAACUGUCGGAAUUUGUCGAUGCUGUCGUCAGUGCUCAGACGGACUCCUAG